AAACCUGAGAAUAAGGAAAAGAAAGAAAAUGAAGAUGCUAAAGAAGAAAACAAAGCUGAAAAAGAUAAUAAAGAUGAAAAUGUUGAGGGUAAUGAUAGUAAGUACAAUGAAGAUAAUGGCUCAAGGGCUUGUGAAAAAUUAGUUCAUUUUAUUGUUAGUAAGGGCUCUAAACAGUCUGAACCAAUAGUACUAGGAUUGAACAGCCAAAUCCCUGUAGUCCAGAAGGCAUUGCAUAUUGCAGUAGAGUUAGCAGAAGCACCAUUUGGAAGGCCUAGGAUCAUUUGUUUUUCUUUAAAAAUAAAUAAGGAUGGAAUAUAUGUCCCAGUAGCUAAAAUAGUUGAAUAUAGUAAAAUAUGUUUAUGA
Cetraspora pellucida is the source of this 363-nucleotide messenger RNA. The record is from the annotation of a GenBank genome assembly. Lineage: Eukaryota; Fungi; Glomeromycota; Glomeromycetes; Diversisporales; Gigasporaceae.